This is a messenger RNA of Olea europaea var. sylvestris, 600 nucleotides long. Its product is annotated as histone H4. Gene Ontology annotation, cellular component: nucleosome. Lineage: Eukaryota; Viridiplantae; Streptophyta; Magnoliopsida; Lamiales; Oleaceae. The record is from RefSeq and is a predicted model, not a curated record. The transcript has a single exon. The coding region runs from base 59 to 370 and encodes 103 amino acids. Gene Ontology annotation, molecular function: protein heterodimerization activity; structural constituent of chromatin; DNA binding. Gene Ontology annotation, biological process: nucleosome assembly.
ACGUUUCAUUUCUCUCACAUCACGAUUCAAUUCAAAUUUGUUGUGCUCGAGAGUAAAAAUGUCUGGAAGAGGAAAGGGAGGCAAGGGUUUGGGAAAGGGCGGAGCAAAACGCCACCGUAAGGUGCUUCGUGAUAACAUUCAGGGCAUCACCAAGCCUGCGAUCCGGCGUCUGGCUCGGAGAGGUGGAGUUAAACGCAUUAGCGGGCUCAUCUACGAAGAGACGCGUGGUGUCCUCAAGAUCUUUCUGGAGAAUGUCAUUCGCGAUGCUGUCACCUACACAGAGCACGCUCGCCGGAAAACUGUCACUGCAAUGGACGUUGUCUAUGCGCUGAAGAGGCAAGGCCGAACAUUGUACGGCUUUGGGGGUUAAGCCGUUGACAUGCGUUCGGUUUCUUAGAUUACUUUUGGGAAAUUAGGGUUUCAUGUAAAUGUUGGUUAAAUUGGAGUAUGGGUGUUCCUUCUGGGGUAACUGAAUGUAGUGAGCUUCAUCUUGGAUCUUCAAAAUUUUAAAGUUGAAAUUUCUAUUUUGUUUAAUAUAAUUAGUUUCUUUGGUUCCAUGUCCAAUAACUAUUAUGGAGAAUUUGAAGUUGAUUAAUAAUC